AUUCGUGAUUUAAAUUAUUAUUAUUUAUUACAAAAGGAAUUUUUUGUGCCGUAGAUAUUAAUGAUCAAUGGGCUAUGGGUACCUUGUCUAUAAAAAGAUUUCAAAUGACCCCCUGACCUAAUCAGGUCAUAGAUCAAAAGUCACGACCAUUUCAAAAUAACAAUAAUAAAAACUGACCUGAUUUGUGGGGCAUGUGGCUCAGCUGUUCGGCUUUUUUUUUUUUUUCCCUUUUAAUUGACGUGUAGCGUGAAAGUGCAAGGCGUGGAAAAUAGAAAAUGAUGGUUGGAAUUAUUGGAAAAUAUAGACCAUUUUGCUUUCAUCAUCUUUAUAAAACUAUCAAGUCUAAUCGGUUUUCUUCCAAGGCAGGGGAAUUAAAGAGAACAUGUCUUUAUGAUUUCCAUGUAGCAGAAGGAGCAAAAAUCGUUCCAUUUGCUGGUUGGGAAAUGCCUGUGCAAUACAAAUCUGGAAUAAUUAAGGAGCACCUUCAUGUUAGAAAAGAGGUUGGCAUUUUUGAUGUUUCCCACAUGCUACAGACACGAGUUGAUGGUAAAGACAGAAAGAAAUUUAUGGAAAGUUUGGUUGUUUUAGAUGUGGAAGAUUUGAAACCUAAUCAGGGCUCUCUAACUGUGUUUACCAACGAGAAAGGUGGAAUCAUUGAUGAUUUGAUAGUCAGCAACACCAGUGAAGGCUAUUUAUAUGUUGUUUCCAAUGCAGGCUGUGCAGAUAAAGAUAUGGCUCACAUGAAAGCCAAAGAAGCUGAAUUUCAAAAAAAUGGCUUGGAUGUUAAAUUGACAACAAUAGAAACAGCUUUACUUGCAGUACAAGGUCCCAGUAUGAAAAAGGUUUUACAACCUGGUUUGGAUUUUGAUUUGAAUAGUCUUCCUUUUAUGACAACUAUCUCUGCAAAAGUUUUUGGGGCAGAAGGCUGCAGAGUAACACGUUGUGGCUACACUGGAGAAGAUGGUGUUGAGAUUUCCAUUCCAUCCAAUUGUGCUGUUGAUGUUCUGUCUUCACUGAUGUCAUCACCUAAAGCUCCUGUUCAGUUGAUUGGUCUAGGUGCCAGAGACAGUCUUAGGUUGGAAGCUGGUCUCUGUCUGUACGGGAAUGAUAUUGAUGAGACAACAACACCUGUGGAAGCCAAUCUGACAUGGCUUGUUAGCAAAGGUCGCAGGGCAAAAGCUGACUUUCCAGGAGCUGAAAUAAUUCUUCAACAGAUCAAGUCUAAACCCACAAAAAGAAGAGUGGGCUUCACAUCUACUGGGAUACCAGUGAGAGGUCAUGCCAAAAUUUACUCUCAAGAUGGAAAAGAGUUGAUAGGUGAAGUGACCAGUGGAUGUCCGUCACCUUCCCUCAACAUCAAUGUUUCCAUGGGCUAUGUCAAGACAGCCUAUGCCAAGAAUGGCACCAAGGUCAAAAUUGAAGUGCGUCAGAAAAUGAUAGAUGCUGAUGUGACAAAGUUGCCUUUUGUUCCUUCUAAUUAUUUCAUUCCAAGCUAAUGCUUUUCUUUAUGAGUUAUAAUUUUUUUAAAAAUUAUAUUUAAUAAAAAUGAAUGUUGUCCCAAAUUUAAAAAAAUACUUUUUUUUGGAUCUGAUUUUUUUGGUUAUAACUUGGUGUUACUUUUACAAAAAUGUGUGUUUGAAUUGUUAUGAAAAAUAGAUAUUUCACUCAUUCAGAGUAUUACCAAUAGUAAUCAGUAUUGUUGAAUGAUGUUAUGAUCAAGACAUAUUUUGUCAUUGUUUCCCAGGUUUUUUCUAUACAUAGAAAACUGUUUGUGUUUGAAAAAUGUAAAAUGCUAAAAACUUGUAUGUGUACAUAGUAGAUCUAGGACUUCAGUAUUAAAUGUGCAUAUGAAUAAGCUUCAAAAGGAUAUACAUUAUUGAUACUAUUAAAUGUACAGAUAAGCUGAUGUGAAGUUUGUAUUUGGUCUAUGUUUAAUAUUAUAUUUCCUAAGCAAUAAAGUAGCAUUUUAAGACAUCUUAUAAAUUACAGGUAUAGAUCAACUUACAACCAUUGUGAAUUACAACCAUUUGACGUUAAGAUCCCAAUCACACCUUAAUAAAUCUAGAACAAGUAUUAAAUACAAAACGUCAUCCAAUAGUUGUGUAAAGUUCUUUAUUUUGUAUAUUUUGCAAUUAUUAAACCAGUUGCAAUAGUAAUGCAGUGUUUUAUUUCAACUAGACAAAUAGUUAUAAGAAACAAAGUGGUGUAGAGAUAAUACAAAACACAUUGUAUUAAAUAAAACAAAAAUUAUGACAUACCACAAAAAAAAAAACAGGAUAUUAUGACAACAUAAGCUUUUGAUACCUAUUUCUUAAACUGUAUUGUAUAGUGCCCUACUCUACUAGUUGAGCAUUAGUUGUACAAAAAAAGUAUUUCAUAGUUCAUCUAAGUAAAAACAAUAUGCUAUCCUUAUUAGGUAAAUUAAAUAUAGCAUUAAUAUAAUUAGUUUAAAAUGUCUUUCUUUUUUCCAAAAAUUCUGGAAACUACUGUCAUUAUUUUUUUUUCUUCCUUAUUUGAUAUUAUUGAAGCUUUCCAUUUUAGAAAAUUUUAUAUUCUACUGUUUCAUAUUUCAAAGUUCUUGUUAUUAAUACAAUGUUUACUAAGUGUAAUAGAGAUUUGUGCGGAGAAUAUGAAUGUUAUGAUCAUGCUUUGUUUCUACCUCUUAUUUUGUUUUUGUGUAAUUUUAAUGCAGUAAAUGAUUAAAUACAUCAUAUUGAAUUUAUUUAUUAUUAAAAAUAACCAAGUGGAAAUGUUUGUGUUGAAAAUAAAAGCAAAUUAUUUAAUGCAGAUUUAACAUUUCCUUUACUAAAUUGUUGUAUAUUGCCCUUAAUGACAAAUAUUUCACUGACUUACAUAAAUCCCUUGGCAAAGGGCAUGAAACAAUGUGUUACAGAAUGAUACUUUUAUUUCAAUUUUAUCAUAAUAAUUCAUAGCAAAUGAACUUUUUGAAAGAUUAAUGAAGCAUAAUAAAUAAUAUCACAUAAAACUGAGAGCAAUAUUGACAUGAAAAACAAAUGAUAUGACCUGACAUUUUGUGAAACACUUUACAAUCAAGGAACUGAUAGGACCUGACAUUCUGUGAAACACUUCAGACUCUAGGAACUGGCAAGAAUUUUUAAUUCUUACAUCUAAUUGAACUAAUGAUUCAAUACAUCCAUGUAUUUGUAUUCAAAUAUAUUACAGUGAAUUUAGUGUGCGUGACUGUUUUGAUCUUAUUUGAUCUAUUUGUAAUAGUAAACAUUUUACCAUUUGUUAUUUAAAUGCCUAGAAACAUUUUUAUUUAAUAAAUUAGAGAGUAAAUUCUUGACAUAAAAAAAAAAAAAA
Biomphalaria glabrata is the source of this 3324-nucleotide messenger RNA. RefSeq names its product aminomethyltransferase, mitochondrial-like. Gene Ontology annotation, biological process: glycine catabolic process. The record is from RefSeq and is a predicted model, not a curated record. NCBI's taxonomy places the organism in Eukaryota, Metazoa, Mollusca, Gastropoda, Planorbidae. Gene Ontology annotation, molecular function: aminomethyltransferase activity; protein binding. Gene Ontology annotation, cellular component: mitochondrion. Bases 276 to 1496 code for a protein of 406 amino acids. The transcript has 9 exons.